AUUUCUUUGAGCCUUGAGAGGUUUACGUGGUAGCUAAUCCAUAAUUCAAACGGUCCCACCACGAACGAAUAUCGACUCGAACCCUCGACGACGAAAGUUGCAGACGGAGGGGAGGAUACGAAUGGAAGCAGGCGCAUACCAGAGGGCAAUAUGAGCUCGUCCAGCAUUGUCUUCGUGGUGUCUGCACUUGAAGCUAUCGCAGCUUCAAAAGAGGCCCACAAGAACAAGCAGCUAUCAGAGUCCGUACAAAAGGCGCUGAAAGACAUUAAAGAGCAUGAACCUCAACUACCAGAUCCCGAGAUUAUCUUUGCGCCGCUGCAGCUGGCCACGCAAUCCGGCAGCAUCCCCUUAACGACAGGUGCCUUGGACUGCAUCGGAAAGCUCAUAAGCUACUCCUACUUCUCUGUCCCAUCAUCGCCCAAUGCCGACAAAGAGGCAUCUCGAGAGCCGCUGAUCGAGCGAGCAAUUGAUACGAUAUGCGAUUGUUUUCAGGGGGACCCUACACCGACUGAGAUUCAGCUGCAGAUUGUCAAAUCAUUGCUUGCGGCUGUGCUGAACGACAAAAUAGUUGUGCAUGGUGCAGGUCUCCUUAAAGCAGUUCGACAAGUGUACAAUGUCUUCCUCUUGUCGAAGAGCAGUGCGAAUCAGCAGGUUGCACAAGGGACGCUUACACAGAUGGUCGGAACUGUCUUCGAGAGGGUGAAGACAAGAAUACACAUGAAAGAGGCCAGGUUGAAUUUAUCAAAAUUAGGGACAGGUGCUGCCAACACCAGUUCGUUUACGGUCGAUGCGUCAGAUUCGAUCAACGAUGCAGGCAGAAGUAAUGAAGAGGAGUCUGUGGAAGACAGUGCUACGUCUGAAGCAGCUUCGAAUGAUGGCCCAAAACUUACUCUCAAGGACCUUGAGCACCGAAAGAGCUUCGACGACUCACAGAUGGGUGAAGGGCCAACGAUGGUGACACAAUUGAGAGGUGCACAAGCAUCGCCUAGAUCCCCAACAGGCCAGACACCACCUGAGAGCAGCAUAGAUGAUGGCAUGGAAUCAGACGAUACCGAAGACGAGAUAUAUGCUCGGGAUGCUUACCUGGUCUUUCGAUCAUUCUGCAAUCUUAGCAUCAAACAAGUACCACCCAAGCAGCUUUACGACCUCACAUCACAAGCUAUGCGCUCGAAAUUGAUAUCUCUUCAUCUUAUCCAUACUCUACUCAAUAAUAACAUGCUGGUCUUCACUUCAUCUCUAUGUACGAUCACAAACAGCAAGAGCAGCGCACCUACCCCUUUUUUGCAAGCGGCCAAAUUUCAUCUAUGUCUUAGUAUUACCCGAAAUGCUGCUAGCUCCGUCGAUAGAGUAUUCGAGGUUUGCUGCGAGAUAUUUUGGCUCAUGAUGAAAUUCAUGAGAGCUCCUUUGAAGAGAGAAAUUGAGGUGUUCAUGAGUGAGAUAUAUCUUGCCAUGCUAGAGCGAAGGAACGCUCCUGUUACCCAGAAGCUAUUAUUCAUGAACAUACUUCAACGCCUCUGCUCAGAUCCCAAGGCAUUGGUUGAAAUUUAUCUCAACUACGAUUGCGAAAGAAAUACUGGUAACAUGUUCCAAACUCUCAUAGAAGACCUCUCCAAGGCAACUAGUCAGCCUGUCAUGAUUUUACCCAGUCAUCAACAACAAUAUGAAGAAAGGGUUGCUAGAGCAAACCUGUCGAUGUCUGACUGGCAGAUGAAAGGGCUGCUUCCACCAUCUUUAGCCACAACCAAUAUGGCUCAACAUCACACGAGUCCCGAUGACGAGAUUCCGAAAGAAUACAUAAUCAAGCGACAGGCUCUGGAUUUUCUUGUUGAGACUCUGAGAUCUUUGGUCAACUGGUCGCAACAAGGCAUUGCUGAAGUGACUAGUGGACUUGAAAAUGAGACCAGGGCAUCAGAGGAUUACCGGCAGUCACUUGAGCCUGGAGCGAAUAACAGCUCUACCAAAAUGACCAACGGCGAUACUCCUAUCCCUCCUUCAACACCCAUUAUCGAUGAUGAUCCAGAUCAACUCGAGAAAGAAAAGCAGAGGAAGACUGCCAUGAAUAACGCCGUGAAGGCGUUUAAUUUCAAGCCGAAGCGAGGGAUCAAGCUUCUCUUGUCCGAAGGUUUCAUUCCUAAUGACACUCCAGAGGACAUUGCUCAAUUCUUAUUAAGAGAGGAGGCCUUGGAUAAAGCGCAAAUUGGAGAAUUUCUUGGUGAUGGCGACGAACGCAACAUUGCGAUCAUGCAUGCUUUCGUUGAUUGUAUGGAUUUCGCAAAACGCCGCUUUGUUUCUGCUCUGCGACAAUUUCUCCAGUCAUUCCGAUUGCCUGGUGAAGCACAGAAGAUCGAUCGCUUCAUGCUGAAAUUCGCAGAACGAUACGUGACUGGAAACCCAAACGCUUUCGCAAAUGCAGAUACAGCAUAUGUUUUGGCUUACUCCGUGAUUCUGUUGAACACCGAUCUUCACAGCAGCAAGAUUGUAAAACACAUGACACAACAGGAUUUCAUCAAGAACAACAGAGGUAUUAACGAUAAUGCCAAUCUUCCGGACGAAUACCUCCUUCAAAUAUAUGAUGAGAUUGCGAAUGACGAGAUUGUGCUAGAAAGCGAGCGCAGAGAUGCAGCUGCGCAAGGUAUUACCCCUCAAACUAGCAACGGAAUCACAGCCAGUCUCGGACAAGCUCUUGCAACUGUGGGGCGGGACUUGCAGCGCGAAGCAUACAUACAGCAGUCAGAAGAGAUCUCAAAUCGGUCAGAACAACUUUUCAAGAACCUCUUCAGGAACCAACGCAGGAAUGCAACCAAGGCUGGAGCUGUCAGAUUUAUUCCAGCAUCGUCAUUCAAACAUGUUGGUCCGAUGUUUGAUGUGACAUGGAUGUCAUUCUUCUCUGGGCUUUCAGGUCAGAUGCAACAUGCUCAGAACACUGAGAUUAUCAAGACUUGUAUGGAGGGUAUGAAACUUGCCAUCCGUAUUGCUUGCCUGUUCGACCUCGAGACUCCAAGAGAAGCUUUUGUCUCUGCCCUUAAGAACGCCACCAACCUCAACAAUCCUACUGAAAUGAAGGCAAAGAACGUUGAAGCUCUCAAGAUUCUGUUAGAGAUUGCCCAGACCGAAGGCAACUUACUAAAAGGGUCAUGGCGAGAUAUUCUUAUGUGUGUCAGUCAGUUGGACAGACUCCAACUCAUUUCAGAUGGCGUAGACGAAGGCUCAAUACCCGACGUUUCAAAGGCUCGGAUAGUACCUCCAUCACGGACUGAUACAGGCUCUUCUUCGAGGAAGUCUAGUCAAUCACAACGACCGAUACGCCCUCGGCCGAGAUCCACUACUACAAGCACGAGCUAUUCCAUGGAAAUUGCCAUUGAAAGCAGGUCGGACGACAUGAUUAGGAGUGUUGAUAGAAUCUUCACGAAUACGAAGGAUCUUUCAGGUGAGGCUAUCGUGCACUUCGUACGAGCCUUGACAGAAGUCAGCUGGGAAGAGAUCAAAAUUUCUGGUCAGAAUGAAUCCCCAAGAACUUACAGUCUGCAAAAGCUGGUUGAGAUCAGUUACUACAAUAUGACUCGUGUCAGAUUUGAAUGGACGAACAUCUGGGUCGUCCUAGGGGAGCACUUCAAUCGUGUAGGGUGCUACAAUAAUACAGCUGUGGUGUUUUUCGCUCUGGACUCACUGCGACAAUUAUCGAUGCGCUUUAUGGAGAUUGAAGAGCUGCCAGGAUUUAAGUUCCAGAAAGACUUCUUAAGACCGUUCGAGCAUGUCAUGAUGAACAGCACUAACUCCAAGGUCAUGGAUAUGGCUCUUCGUUGCUUGAUCCAAAUGAUCCAAGCUCGAGGCGAGAAUAUUCGAUCUGGCUGGAGAACCAUGUUUGGUACAUUUACAGUGGCUGCAAAAUCGCCGUACGAGAGCAUCGUCAACCUCGCUUUCCAGAACGUCACGCAAGUGUACAAGACCAGAUUUGGAGUAGUCAUCUCCCAGGGAGCAUUCCCAGAUCUUAUGGUCUGUCUGGCCGAAUUCUCCAAGAAUAAGAAGUUCCAGAAAAUGGGGCUACAGGCAAUCGAAGUCAUGAAGUCCGUGAUCCCUACCAUGCUAAGAACACCGGAAUGCCCGCUGUCAAAGAAGGCAAACGUGAACUCGGAUGGCUCUGCAAAGUCGUCGGAUCCUGCUUCAAAACAAAUCUCUCGCACAUCUCAGGAGGAGGCAUUCUGGUUUCCAGUCAUGUUCUCAUUCCACGAUGUGAUCAUGAAUGCAGAGGAUCUUGAAGUGCGAUCGAAAGCUUUAGAUUAUCUUUUCGAAGCUUUGACAAACCACGGUCAUGGAUUCCCUGUCGAUUUCUGGGAUACUCUCUGGAGACAGAUUCUAUACCCUACGUUCACAGUCUUGAAGGACAAUUCCGAGAUGACGAAUAUCCAACAACACGAAGAGCUCUCGGUAUGGCUGUCCACCACCAUGAUCCAAGCACUUCGUAACAUCGUAAAGUUGUUCACUCAUUACUUCGAAGCUCUCGAGUACAUGCUUGGUGACCUGUUGGGACUUCUUUCCUUGUGCAUUUGCCAAGAGAAUGAUACCAUUGCCAGAAUUGGGAGCAAUUCUCUGCAGCAGCUGAUCUUGAACAACGUUUCGAAAUUAAAACCUGAGCACUGGUCAAAGAUUGUUACGGCUUUUGUAGGCCUCUUCGAACGGACUACCGCAUACCAAUUAUUUUCCGCAGCAGGCACGCCAGGUGGCGGAAACGCAUUGGACAAUGGAUUAGAUUGUGUCAUUUCGCCAAUGGAAGAACCGGUCGGGGAUGAGAAAUCCUUGAAGAUCAAUGGUACCAAUGGAACGACCUCGCCCGAAACAGACAGCAUCAACGAUGAUGAGGCUAAAACACCGACAACCUCUACAGCGGGCCUGGAAGAGUUCAAGCCGCAAUCUGGUCUCCAGCAACAGCCCGUUGUGGUGACUGCAGCUCGAAGGCGCUUCUUCAACAAGAUCAUCACUCGUUGUGUCUUGCAGCUUCUCAUGAUCGAGACCGUGAACGAGCUGUUUUCCAACGACUCGGUCUAUGACCAGAUCCCUAGUCCAGAACUCCUCAGACUAAUGGCACUACUGAAGAAAAGCUACCUCUUCGCGAAGAAGUUUAAUGAGAACAAGGAACUACGCAUGCGACUAUGGCGAGAGGGUUUCAUGAAGCAGCCACCCAAUUUGCUGAAGCAAGAGAGUGGUAGUGCUGCGACGUACGUCAGCAUCUUAUUGCGAAUGUACCAUGAUGAAGGCGAAGAACGAAAGCGUAGUCGCGGGGACAUCGAGGCAGCACUUGUGCCUCUUUGUACGGACAUCAUUCGUGGCUUCACACAAUUAGAAGAAGAGUCUCAGCAGCGAAACAUCAUUGCCUGGAGACCUGUUGUCGUGAAUGUCCUAGAAGGAUAUACGACUUUCCCUCGAGAAGGAUUCGAGAAGUACAUUGAGGUGUUCUAUCCCUUGUCCGUGGAGCUGCUGAACAUGGAUCUGGGAGUGGAAGUCAGGAUAGCAUUGCAAGGACUGCUUCGCAAGGUUGGAGAAGUCAAACUAGGGCUUCCUGAGAUGAAGAUUCCAGCCACACCACAGAGUCCAUCGAGCGCUGUCUAUCCAUUUGACAGUGGGAGACGGCUUAGUAGAACGAAGUGAGAUUUGGCUAGGGAAAACAGAGGAGCAUGACUGGAAGUUUCAUUUCUAGUUGAUACUGCUUUUGAGCGUGGCAUUUAGGGCAGUUUGAUGAGCGGACUUUCGAAACGACUCGAUCAUGGGAGUUUGGGACUGGGUUGAACUGUACUAGAAGGCUGUUUUGUAUGAUAUACCGAUCGUGAAAUCUGUAGACUCUGGGUGCAACGGCACAAUCUUUCAAUGCAUAUAUUCUGCUUGAUG
Messenger RNA from Mollisia scopiformis, 5880 nucleotides. Its product is annotated as Sec7-domain-containing protein. NCBI's taxonomy places the organism in Eukaryota, Fungi, Ascomycota, Leotiomycetes, Helotiales, Mollisiaceae. Gene Ontology annotation, molecular function: guanyl-nucleotide exchange factor activity. The coding region runs from base 151 to 5643 and encodes 1830 amino acids. The transcript is spliced from 2 exons. The record is from RefSeq and is a predicted model, not a curated record. Gene Ontology annotation, biological process: regulation of ARF protein signal transduction.